AUGAUUCCAUUUAAAAAAUUAGCAUCACUUUUUAUACGUACAUUCUCUAAACCAGUUGCCAAUUUUAUCAAGAGAUACGCUCUGAAUAAUAGCAAUAACAGAUCUUUUGGAAGGAGGAUAGUCAGAAAUGGCUUUAUAUUUUUAGGAAAUAGAUACAAUGCAUUAGAUGUAUAUUUGGAAAGAGUCUCUAUUGGUCAAUCAAAUUAGCAAUUUUUCAUUAAACCCUUAACAGAUGAAACUGCAUUUAUGAAAGGCACUGAUCUAUUCUCAGAUGUAUUCAUUUAUAUCUGCGUCUUGGGAUUGCCUUUAUAUGAAAUCAUAAGACAAUCAAAUGAGUCAGCCCUUAAAGAGGCCAUUUACGAUGAGAAAUUGCACAAACUAUCAAAAGUACGCCCACAAUUUUGA
This is a messenger RNA of Paramecium tetraurelia, 405 nucleotides long. RefSeq lists its product as uncharacterized. The transcript has 2 exons. Lineage: Eukaryota; Ciliophora; Oligohymenophorea; Peniculida; Parameciidae. The record is from RefSeq and is a predicted model, not a curated record. Gene Ontology annotation, cellular component: mitochondrion. Gene Ontology annotation, biological process: regulation of lipid metabolic process.